Molecule: messenger RNA, 1707 nt
Organism: Penicillium chermesinum
Lineage: Eukaryota; Fungi; Ascomycota; Eurotiomycetes; Eurotiales; Aspergillaceae
Product: putative MFS transporter
Exons: 3
Coding region: 1-1707 (568 amino acids)
Biological process (GO): transmembrane transport
Cellular component (GO): membrane
Molecular function (GO): transmembrane transporter activity
Source: RefSeq, a predicted model, not a curated record
AUGGCCCCGGAACUCCAAAUCGACCGCGAGGAGCGCGAGGAUGCGCCAUUCCUCGCUCCCGAUGCGCCUUUCAACCUCAACGACCGCGCGGCUAGCCCGGAGCAAUCUAGCUCACACGACAGGAAUACCAAUGCGAGCACGAUCAACUCGCGCCUCAAGGUGAUCUUGUUCGUCAUGGUGCUUGCCGUGGAGAUCGGUUUCUCGUUCUUGGAAGGUCCCAUGGUCCGCAUCAUGGAGUCCAUUGCUUGUCACCAGUACUUUUUAUCGGCAGACCCCUCGAAGAUCGACGCCAAUGGGCAAGUACCGGAGGGUCUAUGCAAAGGCGCGGAGGUACAGGCGGAGCUGGCGGCCGUCAAGGGAUACCACAUGUUCUUUGACGGGUUCCUAUGCGCCCUGUUGGCCUUCCCAUACGGUCUGCUGGCAGAUCGCCAAGGUCGCAAGCCUACUCUGCUCAUUGGCAUUCCGGGUCUUGCCGUCAAUUCCCUCAUCACGAUCGGUGUGCUAUGGUUCUCAAACAUCUUCCCACUACGCGCGGUGUGGCUAGCUUCGCUGGGAUGGUUCCUCGGCGGUGGGCCUGUGGUGGCGUUCGCUAUCGUCUGGACUAUGAUGGCGGACGUCACCACUGAGGCUGAACGGGCGACCAUGUUCUUCCAAUUUGCCAUUGUCUCUAUGGCAGCUGAGCUUGGUUCAAGCGCGGUCAGCUCCUAUCUCAUGGUUCUGAAUCCGUGGAUCCCAUUGCUAGUGGGCUAUGCGAUCGUGUUUUGCGGCAUGUCUCUUACUCUGAUCCUCCCGGAAACGAUGCAUGCGAUCCCAGGAAAAGGCCCCAGUCCAUCUAGUGUGGAGCUGGAUGACCUAGAAGAUGGAAACAAGCAGUACAGGCACAAGCCAGAGAACGGCUUGUAUCACGACGAUAGCGAUGCCGAGGUCGGCCAGGCCCACGAAGCUCACAUGUCAUGGAGCUAUCCUGCCCUGUCCGGCCAUUCCGUCCGUGGCAAGAUUGGUAUUCUAUGGAGCAGAGUCUGCUUCAAUUGCAGGUUCUACGUCAAACCGUACCUGUUUAUUCUGAAUAGAAAGCCGGUCUUGUUACUGCUGACCGCGUUCUUGGUCUAUCGACUCAGUCGUGGCUCAUCUUGGUUUCUUACCCAGUACAUUUCUAGCCGGUACUCGUGGAGUCUUGCGGCAGCCAACAUGCUCGUUGGUUCUCGACCAGCCGUUUCCAUUCCAGUCUUAUUGUUUGGCCUCCCCUGGCUUAAGAAGAGGUAUUUAGACUCGCGAAAAUCUCCCACCGAAAAGGAUCUCUCUCUGGCACGAGCCAGUAUUGUGUGUCUUGCCGUGGGUACCCUAGGAAUCGGCCUCUCGCCGGCUGUCAGCACCUUGAUCCCCAGCUUGGUUGUCCAAACCUCUGGCUCAGGAUUCGUUUUCCUAGCGCGCUCUAUCAUCACUACGCUGGUCGAGCGAGAUGAAACCGCGCGCUUGUACACGGUCAUCGAGAUUCUGCAAGCUGUUGGAAACGUCUUUGCCAGCUUGUCCAUUACAGCUGUUUUCCAGAUGGGCCUUCGGAUGGGCGGGUUCUGGGUUGGGCUCGCGUGGAUGAUGACAAGUUCCUUGUUUGCUUUGGUGGCCGUUGCCAUUUGGAUGUUUCGUCUUCCUCCCACACCGCGCAACCCAGAUUUUGUUGUUGGUGGAUUCGAAGAUGAGACUGAUUGA